Limanda limanda (common dab) is the source of this 2326-nucleotide messenger RNA. RefSeq lists its product as uncharacterized. NCBI's taxonomy places the organism in Eukaryota, Metazoa, Chordata, Actinopteri, Pleuronectiformes, Pleuronectidae. The transcript has 7 exons. Bases 9 to 1919 code for a protein of 636 amino acids. The record is from RefSeq and is a predicted model, not a curated record.
ACACCAACAUGGCGGCGUCACCGUUCAGUUUCUCAGCGGACAGGUUCUGGACUGAAGAGAAAGAGAAGACUCUGAUCUGCUUCUUCUCCAAGCACAGCUGCCUGUGGAACCACCGCUCCGAGAGCUACAAGAGCCGGAAGCUGCGCUGGAGAACUCUGGAGCAGCUGCGGGUCAUCCUGUCCACGCUGCCCCCCCCCAACCCCUUCACAGUGGAAGACAUUAAGAACAAGUUCAAGAACCUCCGCACCACCUUCCGGCGCCAGUACAAGCUGGUGCGGGCGAGCCGGGUGUGCCGGCUGGAGCACGUGUUCGAGCCCCAGUGGAAACACUACGAGCAGCUGAUGUUCCUGCAGGGCUGCUGGGAGACGGACGCCGGCGUGGAGGAGGAGCAGCCGCUGCAGACCCCCCCCCAGGAGGAGGCCCAGGUCAUCUCCUCCCUCCCCAACACGCCCACCUCCUUCCCCUCCACCUCCUCCAACAUGCAGCUCAGAUGUCACUGGACCGAAGAGACGGAGCGAGCACUGAUCUCCUUCUACUGCGAACACAGUUGUCUGUGGAACAAGAAGUCUGAAAACCACAACAACCGACAGCACCGGCAGAGGCUGCUGGAGACUCUGAGAGCGAAGCUGUCCGACCGCUCGGUGGCUUUCACAGUUGAAGAUAUAAAAAACAAGUUCAAGAACCUCCGGACGGUUUUUAAACGUGAGUUUAAGGCGGUGCACGCCAGCCGGGCGUCUGACAAACCCCUGGUGUCCAAGUGGAAGCACUACCAGCAGCUGCUGUUCCUCGGCGAGUCCUGCGAUGAAGACGACGCCACGGACGACCUUCAGGCUCUGGCGCCGCAGGACGACAAGGACGUGGAGCCGGGGAACCGAACGCCCUCCUCCACGCUGAGCAGCGUCUCCUCAGGCUCCGCCCACACCAACAGCAUCAUGGUCGGUAACGCCUCGGCUCCCACCAGCUCCGCUCAGAGCAACGCCAGGACCGUCAGCGGCGCCGGAUCCCAAAUCCUCCUCCUGGCGUCUCCAGACAACCUCAAGCUAUCAAACCAAACAGCCGCACUUCCAACCUCGCCAUCUGCUUCCCCGACCGACACCAAACCCUGCACAAGCUCCUCCCCUCUGAGCUCCUGCGUGUCCGUGCCUGUGGAGUCAGACGGCCGAGCGAGCGCCGACCCGCGCUGCCACUGGAGCGAGGCCAAGGUUCAGCAGCUCAUAGCGUUUUACUCCGAGCGCAGCUGCCUGUGGACCGAGAGCUACAGGAACCGCGUGCUGAGGCAGAGCCAGCUGGAGGCGCUGAGCGGCCUCAUGUCGCACAACGAGUCCGCCCCCUUCACAGUGGACGACAUCAAGGCAAAGUUCAGGAACCUGAGAACCAUCUUCCAGCGAGAACACAAAGCCGUGAGUUCCAACAGGACCUGUGGCUCCGAGGACUUCUACGUCCCCAAGUGGAAACAUUACCGGGAUCUGAUGUUCCUCUGCGACUGCUGCGACGAGGACGAGCGACCCGAGGACGUCCCCCAACCGCAGGAGUCCCGCCCCCUCCACCUGGACAGCCAGGCCACGCCCCCCAGGCUCCUCUACCACGCUGCCAGUCAAACCGCUGCCGAGCUGAACGUCGAAGCCCCGCCCUCACCGACACCCCCAGACUCCCGGCACUCCUCCCCCUCUUCCUCCCCGCCGCCCUCCACGCCCUCCUCUCACACCAGCAGCCGGGGGUCCGGGCGCAAACGAGCGGCGCCCACCACCGGCACCAUGCUGGACCUGAUGAGGACGCUCUGUCAGAGUCAAGCCGUCUCGCCACACGCCGGCUUCCUGAAGUACGUGGAGGAGUGUCUGAACGAGACGCCGCCGGGCAGAGUGAAGAAACUGAAGAAGCAGAUCAUCGAGACGCUCCACGGUGCGUCAGAGGAGGCGUAGGGCGGAGUCCCGAUCAUUUGUCUUAUUCUCGUAGCUUUACCCAGAAUUCAGCUGGUGUGUUACCAGUGCAGCUGAUCCCCACCCCCCCCCUCUUUUAAACACCAGCAUGAGGUCAGAAGUGCACCAGGUGGACGUUGUGUGGCGUUAAGUGUCAGAUUAAAUCCUACAACUUCCUGGUUCUGUUUGUUUAUCUGCAUCUUCCAGCGUCACAUGGUGCAAACACCUCGUGGCGCUGGUCGUGUAUUCAGAUCGGAACCGGUCGGACCGAUGGAUCAAAGUUAGCAACAGCAGGUUAAACUUUGAAAAACAGCAACGAUACAUCCCCCCCCUCCCACAUUGAGACAAGUUUAUUUAUUAUGACGACUUAAUUUCCCUUCGGGGAUGAAUAAAGUAAUCUAUCUAUCUAU